Adineta ricciae is the source of this 1323-nucleotide messenger RNA. The record is from the annotation of a GenBank genome assembly. Lineage: Eukaryota; Metazoa; Rotifera; Eurotatoria; Adinetida; Adinetidae.
AUGAGGACGGUUUUACUCCUAUCAAUUACGAUUUUAGCACAAGCCUAUCUAACGACAGCUGAAUGCCCUCCAACAAAAGGAUCGAUACAAAACCUACUCGAUGAGGUGAAUGUUCCCGGAGCUGCUAUUAUUGUUCUCAAUCGAGAUGGCAUUCUUUACGAACAAGCAUUCGGAUACCACACUCCUCCAAUAUCAGAUUCACGCCGACCUAUCGAUACUUCGCAAUCAAUUUUUAUGAUAGCAUCCAUUUCCAAAACAUUCAUUUCUGUAGCAGCGAUGCAAAUGGUUGAAUCCAAUCUGCUGAAUCUGGACACGGAUAUCAACGAGUAUUUAUCCCCGUUAAUGAAAAUUAUUCAUCCAUAUCACCCAAAUGUAACAAUCACGACUCGACAUCUGCUCACACACACCGCUGGUAUUGGACCAAAUUGGGAAGAAGAGUCCAAACAUUAUCUUUCUGGUGAUAGAUUUACACAAACUAAUCUGGGUAACGUCCUCAAUGAUUAUUUAAGCCGCAAAAAGGGCUGGCUAUCAAUUCCACCUGGAAAUAUCACACUCUACUCGAAUGUGGGUACUAGUCUAGCAGCAUUCAUCGUCGAACGUGUUUCGGGCAUGUCAUAUGAACAGUAUGUGCUUGAAAAAAUCUUGAAACCGCUAGGUUUGAAUGACAAGAAAGCUAGUUUCCGUUUGAAAAACUUCGAAGAUAACAAGGAAAAUCUCGUUGAUCAUUAUGUGCACAAUGCUUCAUUCCUUGAAACUUUCCAACAAAUGGGUCCACAAAUGAACAUUACUCAGGCAGGAAGCUCUGAUUGGUUGUAUAUACCAUUCUUUGGAUUGAGUAUAUAUCCAGCUGGAGCGUUACAUAUGUCAGCUCAUUCAUUGAGUAUAUUCUUUCGAUCUUUUCUGAAUAAUUUUCCAAAUCUUCUGCGCAAUUCAAGUACAAUGAAUGAAAUGUUAUAUAUUUUUCCUCAGCAAGACUAUAUGAACAUUUCGACAACUAAAUUCAGUCUGAUUUGGCAUUGGCCACUUUUUGAAGGACGACGUCUGGUUGGACACGAUGGGUCUGUGCCUGGAAUCACUACGUCGAUGAUGGCAAAUGAAAAGAGAGAUUUAGGCGUGGUUAUAUUAACCAAUGGCGACGUUACAAGAUCAGACAGUGAAGCAAUGCAAUUGAGACAAACCAUUCGCAAGUUGACGACUCAAAUGCUUGAUUGUUACGAAACAAAUAAAAGUUUGGCCACCAAUCAACAGUGCAAUAUCAUAUACAUUUCGUGGAUGCUUAGUAUCUUGUGCUUUUAUACCUUUUGUUCUUCGACACAAUUGUGA